This is a messenger RNA of Funneliformis geosporum, 2304 nucleotides long. NCBI's taxonomy places the organism in Eukaryota, Fungi, Glomeromycota, Glomeromycetes, Glomerales, Glomeraceae. The record is from the annotation of a GenBank genome assembly.
AUGGUAGCUUUUUCAAAGCCAAUUAAUGAGCUACCCUCGGCCAUACAAGCAGUUCUUAAUUCAAAUUCUAAUAAUGGCAACUCUCGAAUUAAUAAUAAAACAAAAGUAGCAGCUUCGAUAGCUGCUGUAUCAAUCGCUGCUUACAUCACGAAUUAUAUUUAUAAGAAACAGGCUGAGACAUCUUAUGCACGAGCUACUAGUAGAAAAGCUGAUUUAUAUGAUGGUCCAGUUUCUGGAAAUAAAUAUACUUUGACUGUUCCUUAUAAGAAUCGUACCGCAAAAGUUACUAUUCGUCCAACUCCACCCGAAACUUUUAAAAAACAUAAAAAGCUUUUUGCUCUUCCUGCUAAUGGUACUCAAAGGGUUGGAGUAAAUAAGAUAUUUUUUGGACAAUUAUCUGCCAUUUUUAAAAUAAUACUCCCAAAAGUUCGUUCAAAAGAAGUUAUUAUCUUGUUAUUACAUUCCAUAUUUUUGGUUUUAAGAUCAUGGUUAAGUAUUGUAGUAGCAAGACUGGAUGGGCGAAUUGUUAGAGAUUUGGUCGCAGCAAAUGGUAAAGAAUUCCUUAAGGGAAUCGCAUAUUGGUUUCUCAUCGCUAUCCCAGCAACAUACACCAACAGCAUGAUUCGAUUUUUCCAGUCAAAAUUGUCUAUUGCUUUUCGAACGCGAUUGACAAGAUAUGUAAAUGAUCUUUAUUUGAAUGAUCAAAAUGCUUAUUACAAAGCUAUUAACCUAGAUAAUAGGAUUGAAGGAGCAGACCAGUUAAUAUUGGAUACAGUUAUCUUUAAUUAUCAAUUAACAAAGAGUAUUGGUUUACUUGGAAUGUUGGGUUUAUUUGGAAAUUAUAUAGUAACAGCCUGGAUUCUAAGAAAAGUAACUCCAGCUUUUGGAAAAUUAGCGGCCAUUGAGGCGAAAUUGGAGGGAGAUUUCCGUGCAGCACACACUCGUUUAAUCACAAAUGCCGAAGAAAUUGCUUUUUAUCAUGGAGCUGUAUUAGAGCAUUCCAUUUUAGAACGCACAUAUAUUCGAUUAGUUAAGCAUAUAAAUUCUAUUUUCAAAAUACGUAUUGCAUACAACAUGUUUGAGGAUUUUGUAAUUAAAUAUUGUUGGAGCGCUAUUGGACUUUUAGUGUGUUCUGUACCAGUUUUCUUUCCUGCUUAUGGUGGACGGGGAGGGAAAAUUGAAAUGCAAGGUGGCUCUAAAAAUUAUGGUAAAGAAAGAGAUCGUACUAAAAGCUUUAUUACAAAUAAGAGACUUAUGAUAACACUUGCCGAUGCUGGUGGUCGUAUGAUGUAUUCAUAUAAAGAACUUGCAGAACUUGCAGGUUAUACUUCCAGAGUAUACAAUUUACUUUCAGUCCUUCAUUCUUUGUAUGCUAGCGAGUAUGUUGCUACACUUCGCCCAGCAUCAUUCCCUGAAGAUCAAGAAUUCUAUUCACUUGAUGAUGUUCGCGGAGAAAUUUUAUAUGGAUACAAUGGUAUAAAAUUCGAAGGAGUUCCCAUUGUCACACCAAAUCCUGGAAACGCGAGGGGUGGAGAUGAAUUAAUAAAAGGAUUGAAUAUAGUAAUAAAUCCUGGAGAGCAUUUGUUAGUCACUGGACCUAAUGGAGUUGGAAAAACGAGUGUUGCAAGAGUUAUUUCUAAACUAUGGCCUGUUUUCCGUGGUGUACUUUCACGUCCAAAUGUGGGAGAUAUUUUCUAUAUUCCUCAACGUCCAUAUCUUAGCAUAGGCACCCUUCGUGAUCAAAUAAUUUAUCCACAUUCUUAUGCGGAUAUGAUUCGUGCCAAUCGAACAGAUGAGGAAUUAAUGGAUAUAUUACAAAUUGUUCAUUUAGCUUAUAUUCCAGAUCGUGAAGGUGGAUGGGAGACCAAGAAAGAAUGGAAAGAUGUUUUUUCCGGCGGCGAAAAGCAAAGGGUUGGCAUGGCUAGACUUUUCUAUCAUAAUCCUAAAUUUGCUAUUCUUGAUGAAUGUACAAGUGCUGUUAGUUCUGAUGUUGAAGGGUUAAUGUAUCAACAUGCAAAGGACGUUGGUAUCACUCUUGUUACUAUAUCUCAUCGACCAUCUUUAUUUAAAUACCAUACACAUCUUUUACUUCUUAGUGGAGAUGAAGGCUCAUGGAAAUUUGAGACAAUUGGUACAAAAGAAGAACGUAUGUCUUUAGAUAAUGAAGUUGCAGCAUUAGAAUCUAAGUUAAAAGAUGUAGAAUCUGAUAAAGCUAGAAUUGAAGAGAUUAAUAAGGAAUUACAAUUAGGAAUAUCAAAAGAUAAUACUACUAGUAAAGUACAACGUCGUGGAUUAGUUUUAUAA